CGCCGAUAUCUGCGACAGCCGGUGAGCUUCAGGAGGACAACAUCAGCGAUCACUUUGAAACAGGAUGGCGAUGAUCACUCAGAAGCACCGCGCCUUCGUCAGCGAGCCCAUGUUAGAGAAACCGGUGACGGCGGUGCCAGGAAUCAGACCCACUCUGGGGAGGGAGCUGCAGAAGGAGGGCAUCACCAAGGCGUCCGGCCUCCUCAGUCAGUACCUGGCGAUGGGCAGAAACCCGGACUGGGACUGGAGCGAACAGUCAGCAGGCCAACGCCUGCACCCAGGCCCUGCAGGAGUGGACAGACAACACCCUGAGGCCAUUGUGUGUCUGACCUUCAUGAUGAUAGCAGGGGGAAGGGGGGGCAGACUGAGGCUCUGAAACAGGAUGGAGUUGCCCAGCUACCCAGACUCACAGAGGAGAGCACAGUCAAAAAUAAAGUUUUAGUUGUUUUUUUUUUCAAACUUUAUUAGCAAUUCAAACAUUACAGAAAUAAAUGAGCAAAAGAGAAUGUCAGUUAGACACAGGCUGCGGGUUAAAUCACAAGAUAUUAAACAACGAGCAUAAGUUUAGAGUUUUAAUUGCUUCAGUUUUAAAAUAUUGUCUGGUUUCAUUUAUAAAGCAUUGAACAGAAGGUUUUGCAUUAGAAACAUUGGAUUCAUGUAUAUGAAAUUUAGCCAGUAAGAUUAGUAAACCUAUCAAAUAAAAUUUGUUUGUUCUAUUUGCAGGGUCAAAAAGGCCAAACGUUAUUUUUCCAAGUCAGAAUAGAUAAAAGAAACAACUAAAGUACAAAAAUCUUGCCAGAAAAGAUAAAGUGCAUAAGCAGAACCAACAUAAGUAUGAAACAUCUUCUUUCUCACAGU
This is a messenger RNA of Oreochromis aureus, 858 nucleotides long. RefSeq names its product barrier-to-autointegration factor-like protein. The transcript is spliced from 3 exons. The record is from RefSeq and is a predicted model, not a curated record. Bases 65 to 376 code for a protein of 103 amino acids. Lineage: Eukaryota; Metazoa; Chordata; Actinopteri; Cichliformes; Cichlidae. Gene Ontology annotation, molecular function: DNA binding.